AUGGACUUUAUCCACAGUGCACUAAAAUUGGCAGUUUCUUCAAAGGAAAUAGUAGGGUUUAAGAAUUUUUUUCUGAUGAAAAAGCCUUCUUCUGAAGAAAAAGACAGCUUGACAAGAGUGUUUUGGGAACAUGCCUUUGAAUGUUCUUUCCCAAAUUCUGGGUUAGAUGGGGACAGUGGCAAUAAAUGCACUGGUGAGGAAUCAUUAGAGAACCUUCCUGAAUCUGUGAUUCAAUCUAGUAUAAGUGGGCAAAGUUAUAGCAUUUACCAUGCUGUCUAUGCAGUGGCCCAUGCUCUGCAAGCCAUGCUUUCAUCUAAACGCAGAAAGAGAGGACAUCCUUGGGAACUCAGGACUCUAAGUCAACAGUCAUGGCAGAGCCAGUGUGAAGAGGUUAAUGAAGCAAUCAUAUCUACACCACAAGCUGCUUCUCAUCUAACGCCACAAAGAGCCCCAUCUUCAAGAGUCCCAAACCCUGAUGACCCUGGGCUCAUUUAUGGAUCUUCUCCAUUGAUACAUAGCAAGACACAAGGUGUUUUCUUUCAUCGGUUUUUCCCAAAUGGUGAUCAAGAGAUUAUGGGUCUUCUCCAGCUGCUGUUGUAUUUAAAGUGGACAUGGAUUGGACUGAUUUUCCAACCUGAAAAGAGUGGUGAAAGGUUAAUAGAAAAUGCUGUUAAUUUGUUUUCCCAGAAAAGAAUCUGUUUUGACUUCAUAGAAGAGAUAGUCCAGCCAACAUUUACCAAUUAUGUUGAAAGUAUAGUUGAUGAUUUCCGUAAACUAUACAUUAUUAUCAUGAAGAGCACUGUCAAUGUGAUAAUCCUUUACUGUGAAAACCAAUACAUUAUUACUAUUACACUUUUGCCCUAUUUUGAAGAAAUAGUAGAGAUACCAGUCAAGAGAAAAGAUAAAGUUUGGAUAAUGCCAGCUCAGAUGGAAUUUACAUCACUUUCCCUUCUCAAAAUGUUGGGUAUGGAUGCUUUCCAUGGUGCUAUAACUUUUGAAGUGUCUUCCAAGGAGAUCCCUGGAUUCAAAAAAUUCCUUCAGAUGACAAAGCCAACUUCAGGAGAGGAAGACCAAUUAAUGAGAAUGUUUUGGAAACAGGUUUUUGAAUGUACCUUUGCUCAAGCAUUGGUAGAUGCUGGAAAGCUGUGCACGGGAGAAGAGAAUUUUGAGAAUGUACCUAAGUCUGUGUUUGACACCACCAUAACUGGGCAGAGUUACAGCAUCUAUAAUGCAAUCUAUGCUGUGGCACAUGCUUUACAUAUCAUGCUUUACCCCACAUUUAAAGACAGGGCAAGAGAAGUUGGGAGAAAAAUAUUUUUGACUCAAGAAGCAUGGCAGCUCCAUCACUAUUUGAGAACCAUCUCUUUUAAUAACACCGCAGGACAGAAAGUUUCAUUUAACGGAAAUGGAGACUUGGACACUGGAUUUGACAUUACCAACUGGGUCACCUUCUCAAACAAGAGCUUUGUUAAAGUCAAGGUUGGAAAGGUCAACCCAACAGCUUCUCUGGAUAAACUAUUCAUCAUUUCUACAGAGGACAUCAUCUGGCCUGCCAUGUUUAACCAGGAAUUCUUAGGCACAGCAGCAAAGAAUAGCUCAAGAUUGAAAGAGUCUGUUAAUUAUGGAACUGGUUCACAUGUAGUGAAAAAUGUUUUCUUGAAGAAGAUGGAAUUUUCCAUGGUAGUGAUGGCAAUGUUGUCAAUGUUACUGUCAGGAGCUACAUGCCUUAUUCUGCAUACUAAAGCAUGUUCUGUGGGGAAACUUCCCCUUAUUAAGCACAAGUAUUUUCUGCCAGGAGAUUUCAUAAUGGCUGGGAUACUAUCUCAGUUCUACAUGAUAUCUGAUCCAGUUGGUUUCACAAGGCACCCAUCUGAAGAACUGGUUGAUGAGCUCAUUUAUUUCAUGGCAAGAUGGACUUACUUGGCUUCAAUGGAGCUUCUCUCAACACGUGGCAGAUUCAUCCCCAACUAUAAGUGUGAUGCCAAGGACUGGGCAGUAUCUGCUAUUGCAGGACCUAACUCUCACAUCUGUCCCUUCAUGGCAAACAUCUUGAAUGUCUACAAGAUGCCCCAGCUCACAUAUGGAUCUUCCCCAUUGAUAGAUGACAAGAUACAAGGUGCUUUCUUUCAUCGUUUUUUCCCAAAUGCUGAUCAACAGAUUAUGGGUAUUCUCCAGUUGCUAUUGUAUUUUAGAUGGAUAUGGAUUGGACUGAUUUCUCAACCUGAUAAAAGUGGAGAAAGAUUCUUACAAAAUGCUGUUCCUUUGUUUUUGCAGAAAGGUAUCUGCUUUGACUUUAUGGAAGAGAUGGCCAAGGAAACAUUUUCUAAUGAUAUUGCAGGGGCAUUUAAAGAGUUUAGUAAAAUGUAUAUUAUCAUCAUGAAGAGCACUGCCAAUGUUAUCAUCCUAUAUUGUGAAAACCAGGUCACUGUCAUUUUUAGAAUGUUGCCCUAUUUUACAGAAUUUGAAGAGAUACCCAUUGCGAGAAAAGAUAAAGUUUGGAUAAUGCCAGCCCAGAUGGAGUUUACAUCCCUUCCGUUUCAGAAAACUAGGCAUAUGGAAUUUUUCCAUGGAGUUAUAACUUUUUCAAUUUCUUCCAAGGAGAUUUCUGGAUUCAAUAAAUUCCUUCAGAUGAGAAACCCAACUUCAGAAGUGGAAGACCAUUUAAUGAGAGUGUUCUGGGAAGAGGCUUUUGAAUGUUCUUUUCCUAAAGAUAAGUUAGAUAAAGAAACUGGAAUGCUAUGCACUGGAGAAGAGAAGUUGAAGAAUCUACCUAAGUCUGUGUUUGACACCACCCUGACUGGGCAGAGUUAUAGCAUCUAUAAUGCAGUCUAUGCUGUGAGACACGCUUUACAAGCCAUGUUUUCCCCCAAACACAGAACAAGGGGAGAAGUUGGGAGAGAAACAUUUUUGACUCAUAAAGCAUGGCAGCUCAAUCACUAUUUGAGAACCAUUUCAUUUAAUAACACAGUAGGACAGAAACUCUCCUUUAAUGAAAAUGGGGAUCUAGAGACUGGAUUUGACAUUAUCAACUGGGUCACCUUCCCAAACCACACAUUUGCUAAAGUCAAAGUUGGAAAAAUUGACCCAACAGCUUCUCCAGAUAAGCUGUUCACCAUUUCUGCACAAGACAUCAUCUGGCCUGCCAUGUUUAACCAGGUUCAACCUCUUUCUUUGUGCAAUGACAGUUGCUGUGCAGGCUACAGGAAGAUGAAAAUAGAGGGGAAGCCUUUUUGUUGUUAUGAUUGCCUUCCAUGUGCAAAAGGGAAAAUUUCAAAUCAGAUGGAUGCAGUUGAUUGCUUCCAAUGUUCAAACGAUCAAUAUCCAAACAAUGCUCAAAAUCUUUGCAUUCAAAAAAAAGUAACAUUCUUGUCUUACAAUGAGCCACUGGGAGUCACCUUGACCACUGUUAGUCUGUCCUUUUCUGUCAUCACAAUUUUGGUGCUGGGAAUCUUCAUUAAAAAGCAAGAAACUCCGGUCGUCAAAGCCAACAACAGGAACCUCACUUACACCCUCCUCAUUGCCCUUCUGCUCUCCUUUCUUUGCACUUUCCUUUUUAUUGGGAAACCUGAUCAAGUGAAAUGUCUCAUGCAACAAACUACCUUCAGCAUAAUUUUCUCUAUAGCCCUUUCCUGUAUUUUGGGUAAAACAACUAUAGUUGUUCUUGCUUUCAUGGCCACAAAGCCAGAUUCAAAACUGAGGAAAUGGGUGGGGAAAAAGAUGGCUAUUUCUAUUGUCCUUUCUUGUUCCCUGUCCCAAUUCACAAUCUGCUUAGUGUGGCUGGCAAUUUCUCCCCCAUUCCCAGAUUCUGAUAUGCACUCUAUGGCUGAGGAAAUUGUCUUACAAUGUAAUGCAGGUUCAACCACAAUGUUUUAUACCAUUCUUUGUUUUCUGGGAUUAUUGACUGCUGUUAGCUUCUCAAUAGCCUUCCUAGCUAGGAAGUUACCUGACAGCUUUAAUGAAACCAAAUUUAUCACCUUCAGUAUGUUGGUCUUUUGUAGUGUCUGGAUUUCAUUUGUUCCAACCUAUCUGAGCACCAAGGGGAAAUACAUGGUGGCUGUGGAGAUCUUCUCCAUUUUGGCUUCUACAGCUGGAUUACUGGGCUGCAUAUUUUUCCCCAAAUGCUACAUCAUUAUUUUGAGACCUGAUUUGAACACAAAGGGAUGUUUAAUAAAGAAGUAG
Messenger RNA from Protobothrops mucrosquamatus (brown spotted pit viper), 4179 nucleotides. Its product is annotated as vomeronasal type-2 receptor 26-like. Lineage: Eukaryota; Metazoa; Chordata; Lepidosauria; Squamata; Viperidae. Gene Ontology annotation, molecular function: G protein-coupled receptor activity. The transcript has 11 exons. Gene Ontology annotation, biological process: G protein-coupled receptor signaling pathway. Gene Ontology annotation, cellular component: membrane. Bases 1 to 4179 code for a protein of 1392 amino acids. The record is from RefSeq and is a predicted model, not a curated record.